Molecule: messenger RNA, 6969 nt
Organism: Asterias rubens (European starfish)
Lineage: Eukaryota; Metazoa; Echinodermata; Asteroidea; Forcipulatida; Asteriidae
Product: dynein heavy chain domain-containing protein 1-like
Exons: 44
Coding region: 1-6969 (2322 amino acids)
Biological process (GO): microtubule-based movement
Cellular component (GO): dynein complex
Molecular function (GO): minus-end-directed microtubule motor activity; dynein intermediate chain binding; ATP binding
Source: RefSeq, a predicted model, not a curated record
AUGUACUCACCCACAGCACAAAAUGCGAUAAUCUUCUCUUCUUGUCUCGCUCAUUGGCAGUUUCUUCAAGACAUCUUAGAUCUCAGUGUGCCUUAUACUCAUCUGAUUGAAGAUAGACAAGAGAUUGUCCACUAUGUUGAUCGAAUCUACUUCCACGCUCAACAGAAAGCAAAGUUGCUCUCCAAUAUUGACAUCAUGGAGAGUUUAUCAAGAGUCUUCCCUAAGUACAUUCAACUCCUUACAACAUCAGGAGGAGACAACCGUAAUUUCCGCACCCCUACCCCGCCGGCAGUGCCCCUCCCAAGCUCUGAUGGUAACCCAAACGACCCUAUGCUGUUACCCAACGGCAGGCAUCCAUACACUCUGUUGAGACCCGGAGAAGUGGCUCCUUUCAAGCCAAAGCCUUUAUGCUUCAAUGAUUUAAGGGAAGCAUUACCAGCCGUCGUCAUGGAAACAACCAAACGAGAAGCUGUCUGGAGUGAAGGAUUAGGAUUAACUGCGGCUGCGCUUAAUCUGGAUCUACAAGAAAAGGCCUCAUCGGAGUCAAUACUAAACCAGUCUUCGACGCCCCAAGAAACUGCCCCCUCCUGGACCGUAGAUUCUGCCCUAUUUAAGGAAGACUAUGCCGUUAGCGAAGAGGAAGAACCGCUUCCACCACCCGAAGCAAUGACAGGCAAGGAAGCAGUGGAACUAUUCGGUAAGGGUCGUCAUCUUGGCAAAGCUAAGUUUGUGUAUCUGAACAAGACGCCUAAUCGUCACUUCCGUCCAUACGACCUGAUCGCUGUCCCUAAACACAAGGCCAACCCCAACGAGCACUGGAUUGUUUCCUGUUUUGGCAUCAUGCACAAGGUCAAAGGUCAAACAUCGGACAGUAUGCCGCUGUAUGAAUGGCAUCGUGAAGCAGUGAUAUGGAGUACAUUGACUAAGAUGCCAUUCUUUAAACACUUCCUCAUCAGGAAGACAUUCAAGAGGUGGCUUUCAAACAAGAAGCUACAGGAGUUCUGUGCCAUUCGUCAUCAUAUAAAGAAGAACCUUCUCCAAGCUGUACCGCUAUUUGGAGCUGGACUUCUUCAAGUCUCUAAGCUUCUUCAGGAAUUAUCCACAGUCAGAUUUAUUCCAUUAGAUCAAGAUCGUUGUUUCACCCUCGCUGAGUUUGAACACACUGCUAAGAUAAAGCAGCGGGCAGGAGAAGGAAUCUUAGAGAAAUUCUUCAGUUACUGUAAGCUGAUAAUGGAGAGAACCUGCGAGGAUUCCUUCAGCAAACUACAGUUCUGUGAAGCUCAGGCCAAGAAAGAUAAAGCACUCUUUUCCAAGGAAUCUCUGUUUAUCCAGAGACAGAAGAAAGAACAGCGAGAGAAGAACUUGAGGAAAGCUCAAGAAGAAACGAGGUGUUUGGGUAAUUUUGUCCAGCUAGUAGACAAGAUUCUCCUAUGUCAUCUCCUGAGUCUAGCUAGAACCAACAUUUGUCAGUUUGUGAAUAAUACAAUGGCAGCUGGAUCUAACGCUAAGAGAGAUGCGCUGUUUGCUGCUAAGCUGAUCUUCAAUGAUAACAAUUCCCUGAUCCUGUACCCAUCAAGAGAGACAUUCACUGACAGUCUGUCGGCCAUUCUUCACGAGAUUCCAUCAUUAAUCAGUAAUAUGUCUCACCCUAUGGAGUCCGUAGCUAGUGGAUGGGUAGGUGGGGACAAUAAACCUCCCCUAACAACCCUGUCACCAAGAGUUGCCCUCUCACCAAGAGCUACAAGCAACCAAGAAAGAUCACAGCGUGCCGAAUCGAACCCAGCCCUGUCAGUCACCCAGAAAUCCACCGCAACCCGUCGUUCAGCCGUCACCAUCAAAUCCAAAAUGACUACUCAGACAGAUGCAACCUCAGAGGUUGACUUACCCCCUCUGGAUGAAGACUCAUCUAGUCUAGGAUCGGACUCUCCUGAUGGUGCUAGUGACUAUGGUAGUAUGGAUGAGACAGACUUUAAUGCUGAGGAGAGUAAUACAGAGGGAGGAACGACGCUUAGUGCACCAGUCAUGUCAGAAAGAGUGGAAAGAACCAAAUCAUCAGACCAUCUAGGGGUCGCGACCCCUGACCUUGUAUUGAAGACUGGGUUCCAGGUUGACCUACAGGUCAAAGGUCAAGGUAUGAUGGGUCAAUACAGUCCGCUCAACCAGAACAACCUAAUCAACACACUGGAGAAUGAUGUUAAGGUUUUGGCAGCGAUGGCCAACUACCAAUCGUUGUUGGAAUCAGCAAUACAAGAUAUCAAUGAUUUCUGUAAUGAGCAUUCAUGGUUGAGUGAGAUACGAGAAUUCAUCUUGAGUUGGAAACCUGAGUCCGUUCAAGCAUGGAAACGUGCUCAGGCCUACACCAUCGAGACAAAGCUUGGGCAGAUAAGAGACUGGACUGAGAAAGUCCGUAAUGUCGACCGCUCAUUCCCGACUAGUAACGGACUCUUCCAAGUUGACUGUAAUGCAAUACAAGAAGAUCUGGUUCCAGCCUUGAACUCCGCCUUUAAGGAUUUGCUGAACUUUGCAGCGAGCGAAGGACAGAAAUUCUCUCUUGCUUUCAUCUCUGAAGUCAAGAUGGUAGUAGAGGGCAUGAAGAAUAAAGACACAGACAUUGCAGUCUUUGCUAACUACGCCCAGCAGUACAGCACAUAUAAAGUCAAGAUGCCCGAAUUGCAGAAAGAAGUUGAAUAUGUCAAGUCACUCUUUGAGGUGAUCAGACUGAGCUAUCGCUCUUUGUCCAUCGAUGAAGAGAAGUGCGAGGAGAAAGUUUGGCAGAGUUGGGAAGCGUUCUUACUCCAGCUUCAAGAUGCUGCUGAGUUUGUGAAUACUCAAACUCCGAUUCAGAUGAGUUACCUUGAAGACUCACAUGAGAAAUUGAAUGCCGAAGCUUUACGAAUCUCUACCACGGCAACCAGCGGUGAUUACCUAGAUCCAGCUAAGAACCCUACUCGUCUUCUAACAUCACUGAAAGCUUUGAUUGAAGAAUUCCAGAAGGUCCAGACUCGUAUGAUUCAAUGCAGUAAUUACAGACAGAAGAUUAUGGGCCAGACCUUUGAGACGUCUCAGCUUACUACAAUGUUGUCUCAUAUGAAGAUAAGAUUAACGCUGUGGAGUUAUCUGGAUGUAUCCACGUAUAACAUCAAAGACUGGAAGCAACAACUCUUCCGAAAGAUGAAUGUGACCAAAGCUUUAGAUAAAGUGACCGAGUGGCAGCAAGCGGCCGGCCAGUUGAAGCAACAACUUCCUCUCGGGGAUCAAGUCUUAUCUUAUUGGUAUCGUUUCUUAUCGGACUUCAAACAAGAUCUUCCUCUACUCAAGAAACUAUCCAGUAAUUCACUCAAGCCACGUCAUUGGAAAGCCUUGUUCCUAAGUCUAGGCCAGGUCUACGAGUCGUCUCACGCUUACACCGUUCAGGAACUGCUGUCCUUUGAUCUGAGUGAACACAGCUUACAGAUUAAUACAAUAUGUAACGGAGCAGCUGCUGAGUUUGCUCUGGAACAAUCACUGAUUAAGCUAAGGAGACUCUGGGAAGAUAAAGAGUUUAAACUCGCUAAGCAUAUUCCAGUUGUCAAAGAGAAGAAAGCUGUACUUCCCAGUAGUAGCUCUAAAACCAAGCGAGGGCCUAAAGGAAACACUAGAGAGGCAGCUACCAGACCAUUAGCUGCAACCAUGCCAGUUAUUACAACACUCCCUGAUAUGUUUAUUCUGAUAGGAGAGGCAGAGCUUAAAUACAUGCUGGAGGAUAAUCUAGUGACUCUGCAAUGCAUGCUGGUAUCACCACACCUUGCUGAUCUACGUACAGAAGCAGAGGUCUGGUGCUCAACCCUCAAACAAGUGGAAGAGAUACUGGAUUUAUGGACUGCAUGCCAGACUAAGUGGCUGUAUUUGGGACGAGUAUUUGGGGAUCAGGAGUUGAGAGAAGAAUUUCAAGAUCUUGCUUCCAAGUUCGAUGAUGCGGACCUCAAAUAUCAGGGUAUCAUGAAAGCCGUUGUAACUGACCCUAAAGUCAUGUCAGUUCUUGAGAAGCGUAAAGGUCAGAAGGGUUAUCGCGAGAUACAGGGUGAUGUACUCCGAGAACUUCUGCUAUCAUUGAUCAGUACCCAGGAGGAAAUCUUGAUGGAUCUUCAGUCUCUACUCAACAAGAUCCGCAUGUCUUGCCCUCGUCUCUACUUCCUUAGCGAUGAGGAGCUCAUCGACAUGCUCUGUAUGACUCGAGAUAAACGUCGUUGGGUUCCUCUAGUACGGCAAAUCUUCCCUGGAAUCCACGACCUUCAGUUUGAUCUUCCUCCUGCGUCUAAAGAAGAAACUGGGAUGAUGCAGACAUCGUUUGAUUUACAGCUUCAUGCCAACAGACUUCGAGUGGUUGCUAUAGAAGGCAGCCUGGGAGAGCAUGUUCCAAUGACGUCGCCUCUCAAUCCCAAAGUUGAACCCCCUCAAUGGAUUUCUGGAUUGGAGACUAUCAUGAGGAACUCACUUGGGUCACAGUUAACGGCUUGUUUGGAGACUAGGCUUGGAUCAGAUCGCUCAGCCCCUGAUAAGAUCCUUUCUGAGUUGGCUCUUCUAGAGACCACAGCGCCCUCUAGUGUGAAGGAGGAGAGUCAGUUGAAGGACGCAGUGAAGAAGAGUUAUCAGCACUGGUUGCUGCGGUUCCCAACGCAAUGUGUCGUCAUCACUGAAGCCAUUAUAUGGGCUAAGGAUGUUAGGAGAGGUCUGAAGGAUGGAAGUAAAGAUAAACUCCAGAAGAUCAGCGAUCGUCACCAGACCCGCCUUGAUCAAUACGUCUCCAUCUUAAGAGAUAACUGCAGCCGAUAUCUAGCAUCAGAGACGAGAACCAGACUGCAGAUACUUCUUGGAUGUCUCAUCAACCAGGGGCUUCAUCACAGGGAUAUUCUCAAUAAUUUGUUGUCCCUUCCUGAGCCAUCCUUGAGUAGUUUUGAUUGGGCUAAGAUACUACACUAUACAAUGGAAGCAAGGAUGAUGCUACAAGUACAACCUGAUGUGGAUCCAGAACAAGAUCCCAUUAAUGUGCUUGAUCUUCCACCGACACCCAGACCCUACCAGUACACAUCCACUACAGGGAGGAUCUUUGGGCCCUGUACACUCCAUCAGCUAGGAGCUUCAUUUGCAUAUAAUUAUGAAUAUCAAGGUCCUGAUACACCAAUGGUUGCUACACCAUUGACUGAUAGGUGUCAGGUUGCCAUGACGACAGCAUUAAGGAGUUUCCAAUGCGGGACAGUAGAGGGCCCAGAGCAGACGGGAAAAGCUGAGACAAUCAGAGAUUUAGCCAAGGUCAUGGGUCGUCACUUGGUGACCUUUAACUGUGCCGAGGCAACCAACAUGAGUAUACUGAGCAGACUACUGAGUGGUAUGGUGCAAAGUGGGAGCUGGGUGAUGUUCAAUAACUUGAACUGCAUGACUGAAGGUUUAAUGUCGGUGUUUGGUCAGCAGUUGGCUCAUCUCUGCACUGCUCUACGGAUCCUCCAAUCUCCGUUUAGUAAUCAAUACAGAACAAGAGGCUCCUCCAAUCCUCAUCCUCAACGGCAACGAAGAAACUCUCUUGCUACUCUACAUUCAUCUUGCCCAGAGGAGCACUCAGAACCAACAAGACGUCGUGUUUCUCAUUAUCAUAGAAAGGAGCCCAAGCCAUCAGCCAGUUAUCCUGCUCCGGAGGUCAAAGUGAAGCCUGAACCUCAUACCAUUCACAGCAUACCUCAGAGGCGACAUUCAAUCAGUAAUGGGUACGAGGUACACCUCAAGGAUCACUACAUGCACCCCAGUCGAUCUGUUCCUCUACUCCCAGAUUUAUACGCAAAGGGACCACCACCUCAAGCCAAGGACCCAGCACCUCUUCCUAUGCCAUGGACCUACAAACCAACCUUCUUGGGUCAUGUCAUGCUAAACAAUACCCUCAUGACAGCGAGUAGUAACUUUGGUUGCUUUGCAACACUCAAUACAUCAAGCUCUAUCACUCAGAAGAUCCCAGACUCGAUAAGGUCGUUGAUGCGUCCCAUGUCUAUGAUCAAGCCAGACUUGCGCAUCAUCCUACAGAGCUCCCUCUAUUGGCGGGGUUUUGUCGGGGCUGAUGCACUAGCAUCCAAGUUAUGCACUUUUGCUGACCUGUUUCAAACACAAUUCCCCAAGAGUCGAGAGUGUACAUUUGGUUUACGUACACUCCAGUCAGUGAUUAAGAUCGCAACUAUCAAGCUCUACGCUAAGAAGCAAGUGUACCAGCUCCCAGGGCGAUCAGCGACUCGUAACAGCAGCGUACUCAAUUCAGAAACAGGCUCAGAAAGUACCCUGAUGGACUCCGAUGUCCCUACUCUUGAGCAAGACGAAGAACACCGUGAGGAAAUUGCAAUCGUCUUUGCGAUCCAGUCCGCCCUCCUCCCAGCCCUGCCUAUCCCAGAUGAUGCUCGUAUUGUUAGGAACCUUUUACGUAGCGUGUUUCCCUGGGGUGGGAUGGGACGUCCAGGUACCACGAGUCAAGAGCAUGAUCCAGUGUUAGUCGACUCGAUUCAGUGCCAGUUUGUUGCUGAUAAACUACAGGCGACACCUCAACAUGUUAGCAAGGUACUGGAGCUUUAUGAUAGCUUGAAGGAGAAACAAGGCGUGAUCCUCGUCGGACCAGCUGGUAGUGGCAAGACAGUCUGUCGGGAGACUUUAUCUCGAGUCUUGAAUACUCUCCACACGACCCCACCUACCAAGGAAGAAGAACGGAGUAUCCCAGCGAAGAAAAUAUCAAUCACGUCCUCAAGUGAAGUUGAACUUCGUCGUUCCCACACCCUGGAGAAGAUAAGACGUACCGCAGGAACAGUGGGUAAGAUGAGUUUAUCUUGGAUCAAUGCAGCUACUCAAGGAGUCGAAGAUGUUGUGUAUCCAGAGGUCAACACGGACGUCAUCUUCCCUGACUCUUUAUCAGUACAAGAGGAUCAGCUUUCAGAAACUUGGAAGCAGCCAAAAUUUGUUUGA